CACGGCCCUGGUCGUCGUCGCCGCUGCGGUAACGGAGCGGCUCGGGUGGCGGAGCCCGCGUUCGCGCCCGCCCUCCCCUUAACUCCACGGCCGCCCAGGGCGGCAGGAGCGGGUGAGGGGAGCCGGGGUCCAGCGAGAGAGGCACCGCGCCGCGGGGCGGCCCGGGAGCUCGAGGCGGCCCGCGCGGGCUGUGGCGCGGCGCCGAGGAGGGGCGGCCUGGCCCGGACGCGGCGGGGCGGGGACCGAGGAGCGCUCCGGGCCGCCGGGGGAGCGACGGGCCCGGCGCCCCCGCGGACGAGACGCGGCGGGAGAGCGGACACUCCUCGCCAUCGCCCGAACCCAGGUUAUCCUGAAUACCACAUGCCUAAUACUUUUCCUUGCAACAUUAGCCAUUGUUUUUCACUGCCUCCAAAAGAUCAGAAUUUCUCCGGAAAUUGGAGACAUAUUUGAUUUAAAAGAAAUAACUGUAACAAAUGGACAAUAUGUCAAUUACAAAUACACCAACAAGUAAUGAUGCCUGUCUGAGCAUUGUACAUAGUUUGAUGUGCCAUAGACAAGGUGGAGAGAGUGAAACAUUUGCAAAAAGAGCAAUUGAAAGUUUGGUAAAGAAGCUGAAGGAGAAAAAAGAUGAAUUGGAUUCUUUAAUAACAGCUAUAACUACAAAUGGAGCUCAUCCUAGCAAAUGUGUUACCAUACAGAGAACAUUGGAUGGGAGGCUUCAGGUGGCCGGUCGGAAAGGAUUUCCUCAUGUCAUCUAUGCCCGUCUCUGGAGGUGGCCUGAUCUUCACAAAAAUGAACUCAAACAUGUUAAAUAUUGUCAGUAUGCGUUUGACUUAAAAUGUGAUAGUGUCUGUGUGAAUCCAUAUCACUAUGAACGAGUUGUAUCACCUGGAAUUGAUCUCUCAGGAUUAACACUGCAGAGUAAUGCUCCACCAAGUAUGUUGGUGAAGGAUGAGUAUGUUCAUGACUUUGAGGGACAGCCAUCAUUAUCCACUGAAGGACAUUCAAUUCAAACCAUCCAGCAUCCACCAAGUAAUCGUGCCUCAACGGAGACCUACAGCACCCCAGCUCUGUUAGCUCCAUCUGAGUCUAAUGCUACCAGCACCACCAACUUUCCCAACAUUCCUGUGGCUUCCACAAGUCAGCCUGCCAGUAUACUGGCGGGCAGCCAUAGUGAAGGAUUGUUGCAGAUAGCUUCAGGGCCUCAGCCAGGACAGCAGCAGAAUGGAUUUACUGGUCAGCCAGCUACUUACCAUCAUAACAGCACUACCACCUGGACUGGAAGUAGGAGCGCACCAUACACACCUAAUUUGCCUCACCACCAAAACGGCCAUCUUCAGCACCACCCGCCUAUGCCGCCCCAUCCCGGACAUUACUGGCCAGUUCACAAUGAGCUUGCAUUCCAGCCUCCCAUUUCCAAUCAUCCUGAUGUUCUCUCCUGUCUACCUCCUGUAGCUCCUGAGUAUUGGUGUUCCAUCGCUUACUUUGAAAUGGAUGUUCAAGUAGGAGAGACAUUUAAGGUUCCCUCAAGCUGCCCUAUUGUUACUGUUGAUGGAUAUGUGGACCCUUCUGGAGGAGAUCGCUUUUGCUUGGGUCAACUCUCCAAUGUUCACAGGACAGAAGCCAUUGAGAGAGCAAGGUUGCACAUAGGCAAAGGUGUGCAGUUGGAAUGUAAAGGUGAAGGUGAUGUUUGGGUCAGGUGCCUUAGUGACCAUGCAGUCUUUGUGCAGAGUUACUACUUAGACAGAGAAGCUGGGCGUGCACCUGGAGAUGCUGUUCAUAAGAUCUACCCAAGUGCAUACAUAAAGGGCAGUUUUGCCUUAGUCUGGCACCCUGGGAUCCACAUCUCAGAACCAAUUCUUAUAUUUAGGAGUUAGAGGAAUUUUGUCCCAUGAGGAAAUUGAGUUCCAAUCCCCAGGUAUGCUCAGGGCCUAAUUCCUAUUAAUAGGUUUCUGAUGCUUAUCUCUGCCAUGGGCAAGAAAGAAUUUUAUUCCUAGGUGCAUUUCCAAAUUAGCUGUUAAAGUAUUUUACCAGCACUUAAUUCACGGGCAGGUACCCAGUUGUAGCCCUCAGAGAUCCUGGCUAUUGUCUCUUUCCAUAUUGCAAUAAGUAGUCGAAUUACUAACAUCUACACCUUUUUUUUGGUCUUGGUACCCCAAGUACCUCCUGUCUUUAGUUCCUGCUCUCCACUGUAAAUUUUGUUUAUCCAUCAUCAGUAGAUGGACACAUGGAUUAUUUCCACUUUUUGGCUCUUAUGAAUAAUGCUGCUCUGAACAUUCAUGUACAGGAUUUUAGGUAGAUGUUUUCCUUUUCUUGGAUAUAUAUGUAGGAGUGGAUUUGCUGGAUCGUAAGGUUGAUUCUGUGUUGAACAUUUUGAUGGACUGCCAAGACUGUUUUCCCAAGUGGCUAUAUGCCAUCUUACAUUUCCACCAGCAAUGUAUAUAUGAGAGUUUCAGUUUCUCUGGACUCUCAUCAACACUUGUUGUUAUUUGUCUUUUUUAUUUUAGCCAUCUUAGUGGAUGUGAAGCGGCAUCUCAUUGUGGUUUUAAUUUGCUCUAAUGGCUAAUAAUACUGAACAUCUUUUCAUGUGUUUAUUGGCCAUUUGUAUAUCUUUUCUGGAGAAAUAUCUAUUCAGAUCUUUUGCCCAUUUUUAAAUUGGGUUCUUUGUCAUUUUAUUAUUGAGUUGUAAGAGUUCUUUAUAUAUUUUGGGUAUCAGUCCCUUAUCAGAUACAUGAUUUGUGCAUAUUUUCUUCCAUUCUUUGGCUUGUCCUUCAUUUCACUUUCUUGAUGAUACGAUUUGCACAAAAAUUUUUAAUUUUGAUGUAGUCCAACUUACCUAUUCUUUUGUUGCUUUUGCUUUUGGUGUCUUAUCUAAGAAACCAUUGCCUAAUCCAAGGUCAUGAAGAUUUACUCAGAUGUUUUCUUCUAAGCAUUUUAUAGUUUUAGUUCUUUAAUUUAGGUCUGUGCUCCAUUUUGAGUUAAUUUGUGUGUAUGGUGUAAGGAAGGGAUCCAGCUUUGUUCUUUUGAAUGAGAAUAUCCAGUUGUCCUGGCAACCAUUUGUUGAAAACUGUUCUUUCCCUUAUGAAUUAUCUUGACACCUUUGUUGAAAUUCAGUUGACCUUGAAUGUAAACGUUACUUUUACUUCUGUGCUGUCAAUUCUAUUUCAUUGAUCUGAAUGACUCCUUAUGACAGUACUUCUCUGACUAGAUUACUGAAGCUUUGUGGUAAGGUUUGAAAUUGGUAAGUGUGAGUUUUCCAACUUGGUCCUUAGCAUUGUUUUGGCUAUUGACUGUUCUUUGUAUUUCCAUGUGAAUUUUAUUUACUGUUGGCUUCAAGGAUAUAUACUUGUAAUAGUUCUUCUAUCCUUUGUGCUCAUAGCAGAGAGAAAAGCUGUUCAUAUAUACCUACUCAUCCAUCUUGACUUGGAAAUCUCUGGAUUCCUUGUGUAAUUUGCAGUGAAUGGAUAAAGAACUACAGUGUUGAUUAUAUAUACUAUGUGUCAGAUGGGAGUUAUGAAUUUAUUCAAUGUAGGGUCAUAUUUAAAACGUUUGAGCUUAAAAAAUGUGGAAUCUUGGGGCGCCUGGUUGGCUCAGUCAUUAAGUGUCUGCCUUCGGCUCAGGUCAUGAUCCCAGGGUCCUGCGAUCGAGCCCCACAUUGAGCUCCCUGCUCAGCAGGAAGCCUGCUUCUCCUUCUCCCACUCCCCCCUGCUUGUGUUCCCUCUCUCGCUGUGUCUCUCUCUGUUGAAUAAAUAAAUAAAAUCUUAAAAAAAAAUGUGGAAUCUUGUAUAAUUAAAGUAAUUUUUAGGAUUUUCAAAUAAAUGUAACAUCUCUGUUUUGGUACUAAUGGCUCUUAAGAAGCCCCUGAGGUAUGAGACAUAUCAUCACUUGAUAAAACACUGUCAUGGAUAGAUUUUUAUGGUAAUCUCAGGCUUUUGCCAUGAACAAUAAUUACCUUUUGGGACAUUUUUUUUAAUUUUUAUUUUUUUUACACUUUUUUUUUUUUUAAGAUUUUAUUUAUUUAUUUGAGAGAGAGAGCGAGUACAUGAGAGGGGGGAGGGUCAGAGGGAGAAGCAGACUCCCUGCCGAGCAGGGAGCCCGAUGCGGGACUUGAUCCAGGGACUCCGGGAUCAUGACCUGAGCCGAAGGCAGUCGCUUAACCAACUGAGCCACCCAGGCGCCCUACACUUUUUUUUUUUUAAAGAUUUUAUUUAUUUAUUCAUAAGAGACAGAGAGAGAGAGAGGCAGAGGGAGAAGCGGGCUCCCUGCUCAGCGGGGAGCCCGAUGUGGGACUCGAUCCCAGGGCCCUGGGAUCAUGACCUGAGCCGAAGGCAGAUGCUUAACCAUCUGAGCCACCCGGGCGCCCCUAUCUUUUGGGACAUUUUAGUGGAGUAAAAAACAACAUCCCAUUUUUGUCAUAAUAACUGUUUAAGGUUUAAAAAGAAUUAUUUCUGUUUACCAAGCAUAUUAUUGUUGUUCAGAAGAAUCUUACUAGCUAGAAAAAAAGAGAUGUAAGUAUACACUAAGUCUUAACCAUUGGCAUUUUCUUCAUUUGUGAAUUUUUUAGGCAGUAGUAACUAAAGGAUUUGUAUAGUGCUGUUUAAAUUGUUAUAUUCCCACCAGAGAUAAUAUUUUUUUUUUUAUAGACUUUAUUUAUUUAUUUGAGAGAGAGAGCACAAGAGUGGGGGAGUGGGAGACAGAGAAGCAGACUCCCUGCUGAGCAGGGAGCCCGAUGCGGGACUCGAUCCGGGGACUCCAGGAUCAUGACCUGAGCCGAAGGCAGUAGCUUAACCAACUGAGCCACCCAGGCGCCCCUCCACCAGAGAUAAUAUUACUGGGGUGAAUUAUAUUCAGAUAACACGAACCUCUGAAAGGAGUGCCCACACAUUGGGAAUACACCUCCCCCUAGCCCCCUAAACAUGCACACACAAGCACAUUUUUCUCCUUUUAAUUAAAAAGAAAACCAAGGUUUGGAGACACAUUCUUUUAUUUUAUAAACCAAGAAGCUAGAACUAAAUUGUGGGGGUUUUUUCUUCUAAGAUGUUGAUUUUUUCCCUUCAUCUUUCAUGACAUCGUAAUCCUCUGACGUUCAUGAAAAUCUGAUGUAAUGAAAUGGCAUUUUACAAGCUUUACAUGAAGCAAAUGUUUGAAUUCUAAAUGGCCUUACUGUUUUGCUUUCAAAAGUAAGAUCUGUUUUGUUUGUGGUGCUUACUACUGGGCAGUCAGGGUUUUAACAGCUUCAUUGAGACAGAGAUAGAAUUCAUAUACCACGUAAUUCACCCAUUUAAACUGUAUAAUUCAGUGGUUUUUAAAAAUAUAUUCACAGUUAUGCAACCGUCAUCAUGAUCAGUUUUCAAGCAUUUUAUCACUCUGGGAAGGAACCGUGUACACUUUAGCUGUCAUUCCUCACCCUCCCCCCCCAUUUCCCUCAGCACUAGACAACCAUUCAUCUACUUUUUCUCUCUACAGAUUUGCCUAUGCAGAUUUUGUGUAAAUGAAUUCAUAUAGUGUGGUCUUAUGUGACUUCUUUCACUAGGCAUAAUGUUUUCAAGCUUCAUCCACAUAGCGUAUAUCUGUACUUCAUUCUUUUUUAUGGCUGAAUAAUAUUCCAUAUACCACAUCUUGUUUGUUAUCCAUUCAUCAGUUGAUAGAUAAGAGUUUCCCCUUUUUGGCUAUCCUAUGAAUAAUACUACUAUGAACAUUAGUGUGUACAAGUUUUAUGUGAAUAUAUGUCUUCAUUUCUCUUGGAUAUACCUAGGAGUGGAAUUGCUAGAUUAUAAGGUAACUCUGUAGCAUUUUGAGGGAUUGCCAAACUGUUUUCCAAAGUGGCUUAACCAUUUUACAUUCUGAUCAGCAGUGUGGGAAGGUUUUAGAUCUCUACAGUCUCAUCAACACUUGUUAUUAUCUGUCUUUUUGAUGUUAGCCGUCCUAGUGGGUGUGAGGUGUUACCUCAUUGUGCUGGUUUUUACACUUGAUCUUAGCCAAAAGGCUGAGAAGCGAUCAUUGUGCUGGUUUUUGAUUUGCAUUUCUCUGAUGCAGUUGAGUCAGGUUUGUUUUUGAACACAUAUAUGUUAGGGGAUGCUUCUAAACCACAGGAAGGCCAGGUUGAAGGUUAUUAUAAUCCCAGCUUAAAUUGAUUCUCAAUUACCAUGUAUUGUGAUUCUUAUCUCCAGGUCCAGUAAUUUAGCAAAUUCUUAAUGCAGUCUUAUGUUCAGACGCCCAAUAUACCAACACAGUUAUCUGUUUCUCUUUCUGGGUUACUAGUUCUUGGUGUUGAUUUAAACUGAGAGUAUUGUAAUUAAGCCUUAUAUAUGAAAAAUGCCAAAAUUUUGACUCCUGGUUGAAAGACAAUAUCCUGAAGAUGUUCACAUUGAGCUUUAUAAGACUCACCUGUGUUAAGUAAUAGGUUUGUAAUAAACUUAUAUGAGAGUAACCAUAGGAAACAUGCUUAAACAAAGUGAUUGAUUAAGUCAAGAGUGGUGAUCAGAAAUAACUUUGGGAAGUGCCUGGGUGGCUUAGUCAGUUAAGUGUCUGCCUUCGGCUCAGGUCAUGAUCCCAGAGUCCUGGGAUCAAGCCCCACGUUGGGCUUUGUGCUCAGUGCAGAAUCUACUUGUCCCUCUCCUUCUGCCCCCCCCCCCAAAUAAAUAAAUAAAAUCUUUAACAAUCAGUCAGUCAAUCAAUAUUAACUUUUUGAUCUGAGCCCAAAAGGAUAUUUAAACCUUUGGUUCCUUUGUCUUUACUAACAACUCAGUCAGAUUCUGAAAGGAAGAUGAUUGCAUUUUAAUGAUAGCCUUCAUUUUGCCAUCCAGUAUAACAGAUAAAAUCUAUUAUGGUUUAAUGGAUCAGAUAUAGUAUAGAGUAGAGAGGCGACCCAGGUUUUACCUAGCAGUAUAGCCAGUAAUUACAAAUUUUCUGGUUUGAGUGCUUUAAUUACAUAAAUAAUCCACUGUGGAAGGAUUUGCUGAGGUGCUUAAUGAAUCAUUUCUACAUCUGCAGAUAAAAGUCAUAAAAUUUCAUUUUUGUGGCUACCUGUCAUAAUGCGUGGCUGGCGUUAGCCUAGAUUUAGGCUAGGACAUUCAAAAUUGUGAUUGUUUACAACAUAUUGUAAGGAAUCUAUGUGUGAAGAUCUAUUGGUUAUUUUUAAUGAUUCAUGGUGGGGAGUGGGAGUAUGUUGAGAACAUAUUUGAAACCUUGGAGUUUAUAAGUAAGUUAUAUUCCCUGUUUCCAGGUAGUAAGAUUAUAUAGGUACCAUAGUUGGUUAGUGAUGCUUAAAACAAUUUUUUUUAAGUGGUUGUAAAGACUUAAAUGUAAAACACAAAACUACAAAAUUCCUGGAAGAGAACAUUGGAGAAAACCUAGACGACCUUGGGUGGGGCAGUGACUUUAGGUAUGAUACCAAGGGUACAAUCCAUGAGAAACAGUUGAUAGGCUGCACUUCAUUAAAAUUAAAAACUGUGAGAGGCUGUCAAGAAAACAACGUAAGUCACAGACUGGGAGAAAAUAUUUGCAAAAGACAUAUCUGAUAAAGGAUUGUUGUCUAAAAUAUAGGAAACUUUUAAAAUUCAGCAAUAAGAGGACAUUCUGAUUUAAAAAAUGCAAAAGACCUGAAGAGAUACCUCACUGAAGAAGAUAAUACAGAUAGCAUGUAAGCAUAUGAAAAGAUGUUGGACAUCAUAUGUUGUUAGAGAAUUGCAAAUUAAAACAAUGACAUACCAUUAUAUACCAAGUAGAAUGGCCAGUCUAACACUGACAGCCCAAAUGCUGGCAAGGUGUGGAGCAACAGGAAGUUGCAUUUAUUGUUGGUGGGAAUGCAUAAUGGUACAGCCACUUUGGAAGACAGUUGGUAGUUCUCACAUAGUUAAACAUACUCUUACCAUAUCAUCCAACAAUCACUCCUUGGUAUUUACCCAAAUAAAUUGAAAAACUUAACAUCCACACAGAAACCUGCACAGGGAUGUUUUAUAGCAGCUUUAAUCGCCAAUAAUUACCAAAACUUGUAAACAACCAGGAUGUUCUUCGGUAGGUGAAUGGGUAAAUAAACUAUAGGCAUCCACAUGAUGGAAUAUUGUUCAGCACCAAGAAGAUGAGCUACCAAACCAUGAAAAGACAUACAAGACACUUAUAUGCAUAUCACUAAGUGAAAGAAGCCAAUCUGAAAAGACUACAUACUGUAUGAUUUCAACUACAUGACAUUCUGGGAAAGGCAAAACUAUGAAGACAAUAAUAUCAGUGGUUUCCAGGGAUAAGCAAGGAGGGAAGGAUGAAUAAGCAGAGCACAGAGGAUUUUUAGGGCAUUGACACUACUCUCUAUGGUACUACAGUGUUGGAUAUAUAUAUAAAAUCAAGAGUAAAACCUAAUGUAAACUAUGACCUUGGGUGAUGAUAUGUCUGUGUGGGUUCAUCGAUUAGAACAAAUGUAUCACUGUGCCAGGGGAUGUUGUUCUUGAGUGGGGACAGAGAACGCUCUUUACUUUCUGCUCAGUUUUAGCAUGAACCUAAAACUGCUCUAAAAUAGAAAGUUUAUUAAUUCCUUCUUUUAAAAAAAAGUGGUUGUAGAACUGUUUGGCUUUUCAAAUAUCUGAGUUCCUGCUUUGUGCUAUGCUGGGUAAUGCCUUCUGAAAGGUCAUAGCCCAGCGGAAAAGUUCAGAAUCUAAUGGACUCCUGGGAAAUCUUGAAAAAAUAGUGGUUCCUGUUCUGGGCAUUGUGAGAUUUCUGAUUUUCAGACCUGACUCUCAUGCUUUCUAUCCUGCAGUCUUUUAGAACUAUAAUUUGUUUGGGUAAUACCUAUAUAUUUGACAAAUUCAUUCCUCUUCAGAGAAUGAAAUAGUCUUAAGUUUUGUCCUUCAUUGAUGCCAGAAGAUCAGCGUUGAAUAGAGAAAUAAGUAAAUAGGAAUAUAAUUUGCAAUUUAGAGAGGAUAGUUCUGUGUUCUUACUUCUUAAUACCAAAUAUCAUGAUUAAAGACAAUCAGAAUUUCUUUUUUAAGGCAUCUGAAAAUCAGUGGUUUGGGUUCCAAAUCUUGUUUAUCUGAUAAAGUAUGUUAUGCAUUCUUUGAUUUUUUUUUUUUUUUGGUCAAGGAUAAUUACGCUUGCUCAUACUGGGUUUUGUGCAUACUAAGAGGAUUUUUAAAAAUUUAAUGUACUCUCUGAAUAAGGAAUAUAGUCACAUGGUUCAGAAGUUAAAAUAAUAUAAAAAGUUUAUAUGGAGUAGCCUGUUUCUACUCUGACCUUGUUUCCUUUCCUACGGCUUCUGUAGAUGACCACUCUGCUUGUUAGUCUUUCAAAGUGCUUUUUAAAAAAUAGUUAUUUAUUUAUUUAUUUAUUUAUUUAUUUAUUUAUUUAUUUGAGA
Mirounga angustirostris (Northern elephant seal) is the source of this 9343-nucleotide messenger RNA. It is a transcript of the gene SMAD4, whose product is annotated as SMAD family member 4. The transcript is spliced from 11 exons. Bases 474 to 1877 code for a protein of 467 amino acids. Gene Ontology annotation, biological process: SMAD protein signal transduction; transforming growth factor beta receptor signaling pathway; regulation of transcription by RNA polymerase II. Gene Ontology annotation, cellular component: heteromeric SMAD protein complex. Gene Ontology annotation, molecular function: I-SMAD binding; RNA polymerase II cis-regulatory region sequence-specific DNA binding; DNA-binding transcription factor activity, RNA polymerase II-specific. The record is from RefSeq and is a predicted model, not a curated record. Lineage: Eukaryota; Metazoa; Chordata; Mammalia; Carnivora; Phocidae.